Messenger RNA from Nematolebias whitei (Rio pearlfish), 519 nucleotides. RefSeq names its product lysozyme g-like. NCBI's taxonomy places the organism in Eukaryota, Metazoa, Chordata, Actinopteri, Cyprinodontiformes, Rivulidae. The record is from RefSeq and is a predicted model, not a curated record. Gene Ontology annotation, biological process: peptidoglycan catabolic process. The transcript is spliced from 3 exons. Gene Ontology annotation, molecular function: lysozyme activity. Bases 34 to 519 code for a protein of 161 amino acids.
CUCUUCUUUAAAGGUAAACCCGCCUCUCACAAAAUGGCAAAGACGGACGCAAAAAGAAUGGAGAGAUACAAAUCAAUGAUCUGCAAAGUAGCAGCUGAUUUUGAAAUCCAUCCAGCUCUGAUUGCUGCCAUCAUUUCCAGAGAGUCCAGGGCUGGAAACACUCUCAGAUGCGGCUGGGGAGACUGGGACACACGUAGAAGGGCAUACAAUGCCUGGGGACUGAUGCAGGUUGAUGUUAACCCAGAAGGAGGUGGGCACACUCCAAAAGGUGAAUGGAACAGUGAGGAACAUCUCCGUCAAGGGACUCAGAUCUUGGUCGAUUUUAUUGACAAGAUACGUACAAAAUUUCCAAGAUGGAGCAAGGAGCAGCAGCUGAAAGGAGGAAUAGCAGCCUACAAUAUAGGGGACAGAAAAGUCCAUUCGUAUGAAAACGUGGACGCCAACACAACGGGCCGAGACUACUCUAAUGACGUUGUUGCCAGGGCUAAGUGGUAUAAAACACAUAUGUUUGAUGAUUAA